Theobroma cacao (cacao) is the source of this 1484-nucleotide messenger RNA. RefSeq names its product fatty acid desaturase 2 (gene FAD2). Gene Ontology annotation, biological process: lipid metabolic process. The record is from RefSeq and is a predicted model, not a curated record. Gene Ontology annotation, molecular function: oxidoreductase activity, acting on paired donors, with oxidation of a pair of donors resulting in the reduction of molecular oxygen to two molecules of water. Lineage: Eukaryota; Viridiplantae; Streptophyta; Magnoliopsida; Malvales; Malvaceae.
GCCUCGGCUCUUCACUUCGAAAAAGAGGCCGUCUAUUCACACGGCCACAAAAGGGUAGAGGUUGAGAAAGCUUUUGUUUUAGAGAGAGGGAGAGAGGCCAAGAAAAGAAACAGAGGUUUUCUAUCUCCAUUUUGAGGGUGAGGAACAAUGGGUGCAGGUGGCAGAAUGUCCGUCCCGCCAACUCCAAAGAAGUCAGAAUUUCAAUCCCUGAAGAGAGUUCCUUGCUCAAAACCACCAUUCACUCUCAGUCAGGUCAAGAAAGCCAUAGCACCUCACUGUUUCCAGCGCUCUGUUCUGCGCUCAUUCUCUUAUCUUGUUUAUGAUUUUAUCUUGGUCUCUCUCUUCUAUUAUGUGGCUACCGAUUAUUUUCAUCAGCUUCCUCACCCUCUCUCUUAUGUGGCCUGGCCAAUUUAUUGGGCAGUCCAGGGCAGCGUCUUAACUGGUGUUUGGGUUAUAGCACAUGAGUGUGGCCACCAUGCCUUCAGUGAUUAUCAAUGGCUGGAUGAUGCUGUUGGUUUUGUCCUUCACUCAUCUCUGCUUGUUCCUUACUUCUCUUGGAAAUAUAGCCAUCGCCGUCACCAUUCUAACACUGGUUCCCUUGACCGGGAUGAAGUGUUUGUCCCCAAGCAAAAAGCAGCUAUAAGAUGGUGGGCCAAAUACCUUAACAAUCCACCAGGGCGAUUCCUCACACUUACAAUUCAGCUUACUAUCGGUUGGCCACUAUACCUAGCAUUCAACGUGUCAGGGAGGCCUUAUGAACGAUUUGCUUGUCACUAUGAUCCCUAUGGCCCCAUCUACAAUUAUCGUGAACGAUUGCAAAUAUACAUCUCUGAUGCUGGUGUUCUUGCCAUUACCUACUGUCUCUACCGUCUUGCAUUAGCAAAAGGGCUGGCUUGGGUUGUUUGUGUUUAUGGAGUACCAUUGUUGGUGGUUAACGCAUUCCUUGUCAUGAUCACAUACUUACAGCACACCCACCCAUCUUUGCCACAUUAUGAUUCCUCAGAGUGGGACUGGUUCAAGGGAGCUUUAGCAACCGUUGACAGAGAUUAUGGAAUUUUGAACAAGGUUUUCCAUAAUAUCACCGAUACUCAUGUGGCUCAUCAUUUAUUUUCAACGAUGCCUCACUAUCACGCAAUGGAGGCUACAAAGGCAAUAAAGCCUGUAUUGGGAGAAUACUACCAGGUCGAUGGUACUCCGGUGUACAAGGCAUUAUGGAGGGAGGCCAAAGAGUGUAUUUAUGUUGAACCAGAUGAGGGUGAGCACGGCAAAGGUGUGUUCUGGUAUAGGAAUAAGCUUUAAAUUUGCAUGUAGGAAAGUUUGUCGACUGUCAAGGAUUUUGGUCUUCCGAUGUUUGCUUGUUUUUGAAUUGAACUUUCGAGCUUUGUACUCGUCACAUUCCAAUAAUUUUGUUGACCUCUAAUUAUUGGUAGAAACAAUCAGACAGCAUGGUUUAUGCUUUUCGGGUGCUGUCUUUGGAUCUUUUA